AUGGCUGCCCGCAGCAAGGCACCCACCGUUGGGUCCGCUGGAUGGAUCCUCGAAGAACGCCAUCAAUCGAACACGCUCGUAUCCCAGGAAUUGGAGGAUUUUGGCUUCUCUGUGCGCAAUGAGCUGGAAUGGCUCAACGAACACAUGUUCGAUAUUUUGGCCAGCGACAGACAACACAACCUUGAUGUCUUCAAGACACCCGGCAAGUUACGCGGCAAGACGCCUCGUACCGCGCGAAAGAAGGCGGUGGAUCGCCAGCCCCUCGCCAGUAUCCAAUCUGCGAACGCGCAGAAACGCACAAGCGCCGCCGAAGAAAGUCUAAGAAACGUCAAGGCCAGAUUCCAGAUUGCCGAAGACGCAGAGAACACAGUACGACAGUCGCCCGCUGUCAUCCGCACGCCCAUUGCUCGACAGCUGUUUGCCAAGCCCGAGAGCGCUGGCAAGGAGAACGUCGACAGCAGCUUCCAAGCGAAUGUAUUCGAGAAGCGCCCAACACAGCCUCCCGCGCCAGCAUGGAACCCGAUCCAAUCCUCGCAAGAGACAGUAAUGACCUCAGAAGCCAGCGAAGUCUUCUCACCACCACAGAGCUUCUCCACUCAGCCGACGCAACCAACUCAGUCGUUCCGUCACUCAAUACACGACAAGGAGGAAGACCGCGAUACUGGCGAUUCUUUCGUCUCAGCAAAUGAAGGUUUCGCGAGCAAGAAUGCCUCGAGGGACGCGUCACGUGCAAAGGACGCAGAUGCGAUGGACGUCGACGACGAGUACAAGGCUGACCAGUCGCGAUCUGAGGCUGAUGGUACCAUGAUUCACCAUGAUCUCUCUAAUGGAGAGGACCAGGAUAUGGAGGAUAUGGCCGACUUCCCCGAGCCACCACGCGUGGUAUCCGAGCAGUACAGUAUCUCUGCUGAAACCCACGAGGCGCUCGACACAGCAAAUAACGGCGCUCUGGCUCCCGAGCCCAAGACCACAUAUGCCUUCGACCACUCCACAACACCAUCAGGUCCGCCGCCCGCGUCUCCCGAACCCGAAACCCACAACGACACACUCAUCCACCAUGAUGUCGACGAUCAGAUGGACAUCGAUGAUGACGUGCGCUCGCCCUCGGACAACUCCAGUCCUGUGAAGCCGCUCGUUAGGAAGAGCAGUCUUAAUUUCGCCUCUCUACCCGCGCGUGAACCGUUACUCCCAAAGAAGAGCAUGGGCAACCGCGUAUCGCGCAUCAGUCACAUCGACCAGAGCAAGGCUCGCAAUAGCCAUAUGGGUAGAUUCACAGGAGGCAAAAGCCUGGGCGGUUCACAGCUCGCGCACCCUGCAGAGGUACAACCUGCCGAUGGUAUGGACGUCGACGUGGAGCGCCCGGAGCUCCAGCGGGAGGAGUCGAAGACAACGAAGAUUCACAACAAAACUUCCACGCAGCGUCUGUUUGAGCGCAUCAACAUGCUCAAGCAGCAAAACGAAGCACCGAAACGCAUUAGUCAGAAUAUCGUAUCCGCACAGUCGCAGCCCGAGAGUUCUACUACACAAGCAAAGGAAGAAGUCGCACCUGUGCAGACUUCGCAACCAACAUACCCGAGUCUCCCAGCACCCGAAGCCGCACAGGAGGAAGAUGACGACGACGAUUGGAUCUCACCGGUUCGAACAGCAGCAGUCGCACCCAAGGUAUCCAGACCGGCUUACAACAAGAACUAUACUGCUGACGCCCAGCCAUCUCCGGCCAAACAUGUACCCGCAAAACUCACUUCAAUUUCAAAUCCAGAUCUCUCAGCAGUUGCUGAAUCAACCACGCCGGUUGGCUCUCCGACUAGUAAGAAAUACAUGGAUGGCCCCCUCAGCGCAUCGAAGUCUAAAUUGUAUUCAGCAUUCCGCGCAGCGAAAGAGAAGCUCAUCGGGUCGAGUGCUACCAGCGCUCAGGUCAAGAUGGACGCUCUUAAGGAAAGCCCUGCAAGACCCAAGUUGCCCUCCUCAGAUGCAUCAGACGAAGUCUUCAGCAGCCCCAAGCGGACAGAGAAACCAACCUCCAUCUUUACUCACAUGCGCUCGCCUUCCAAAGACUCUAUCAAGUCUGGCAAGAGUGUUACAAUGCCGGGUAGCCCUCUCAAAGGCGAUGGCCGCCGGACCCGCAGCUCCACCGAGCGCGAGAAGCAGAAGGAAAGGGAUACACGAGAGAAGGAGAUGCGCGAGACUAAACAGCAGCAGCGUGCGGAGGACAGACUCAGGCAGAUGCGCGAGAAGGAGCAAAGCAAAGCCGCUGCACAGGCCCAGAAGGCUAGGGCUAUGGGGGCGAAGACACCAUCAGCAAUGUCGUCUCAGUCAAGCCUCAGACAGCCUAAUGCCGUGGCUGGAAACAAGACGCCGGCUCAGGCAGCGCCCCAGCCGCCUGUGUCUCGCCCUGGCAUUCCUCGAUCGAACACUGCCUCUUCCAGAGAACAAGACAUUGACUCCGGUGACGAGAUGCCACCCCCGCCUCCACCAAAGAGCCUUCUGCCUACUACUAAGACCACCAAAGCACCUCUUCGAGAGCCUAGGAAACUUGCUAAACCAACGAGCAAGGACGCUAUAACAGCGAAAGCACCACAGAAGAUCAUGGUCAACCUCAAGAGCAGCCAGUACGGUCAAGCCCCACCCCCUGCGGCUCGUCCAGCCCCUUCGUCUAGCAAACCUCUCCCUUCGGCUCCUCAGAACUUAAACAAGUCUGUCGGGCCGGCAUCAAAACCGGUUCCAGCUGCGUCAUCUCGACCAGCUUCAGCUCUAUCUACCAAGUCUGUACCUGGAACCAAGACAGCAAAGUCUAUCGCUAAGCCCGCUGCAACCAGAGUUGCUCGAGCGCAAACAGUUGUCGAGAAGUCCAAAGCCUCAGCGUCUCAGCCACCUCGAUCUGAUCUCGGAGCCGCCCGACCAGUAUCGCGGAUGCAAACGGUCCAAGACGCCAACCGUAUUAACAUUCCUCCGGUCAAUCCUGCUAAGCCUCCUCCCAAGCGGCAGUUCCCCGGUGAGAGCGAUGAGACUCUUCACCGUCCAGCCAAGAGACCUUCGCAGCAGGCGAAGAAUCUCAACCCAACAACCCCAGGCCACGCUCAGUUCGCGAAGGGCAAGAUUCCCUUCGCUGAGUCCGCAUACCAACCGCAGUCUCAAGCUCCCCAAAUACAAUACCCUAACGGAGACGACAUCAAGCUUCCCGAGAUCAUGACCGACUCAGAGGAUGAGGACUCCGAGAACGAGUUUGAGCAGCCGAGCUGGGUUAAUACCCCCAACCUACGCGAGAUGCUCAGCAACCAACAGCUCAUGGACCCUGAGCAUAUCUUCGGACCCAUCGCACCCUUGGAGAUGGAAAAGGUAUUCCCUAACAAGGAACGCCACAAGCGUUUCCGCGAGCGCACCAGCAGCGCCUACUGGGCCAACGACGAAGUCACAGCCGAGGAAAAGCGCAAGGAGCGCGAGGCGAGAGAACGUCUCGUACGUGACGGCGGCUGGACAUACAACCCCUCGCCGCUUCCUAAACAAUCAGGUUCUUCUCGUUAA
Molecule: messenger RNA, 3522 nt
Organism: Alternaria atra
Lineage: Eukaryota; Fungi; Ascomycota; Dothideomycetes; Pleosporales; Pleosporaceae
Exons: 3
Coding region: 1-3522 (1173 amino acids)
Source: RefSeq, a predicted model, not a curated record